Molecule: messenger RNA, 2144 nt
Organism: Planococcus citri (citrus mealybug)
Lineage: Eukaryota; Metazoa; Arthropoda; Insecta; Hemiptera; Pseudococcidae
Gene: Usp14
Product: ubiquitin specific protease 14
Exons: 11
Coding region: 170-1630 (486 amino acids)
Biological process (GO): proteasome-mediated ubiquitin-dependent protein catabolic process; protein deubiquitination; regulation of proteasomal protein catabolic process
Molecular function (GO): protein binding; proteasome binding; cysteine-type deubiquitinase activity
Source: RefSeq, a predicted model, not a curated record
GCCAGUCAUCGAUGGUUGCAUGAGUAGUUAUUUUUCAAUUUUUGUUCGCAAAUUUGAGUGAAUAUUUUCAUUGAUAAAACUGUAUAUUUUGUAGAAAAUCGCGUUUAAUUUUCAAAUUUCUAUACCUCGUCUCUCGUUCAAUCAUCCUAGCGUACCAUUGAAUGCAAAGAUGCCAUCAUAUAAAGUUAAAGUAAAAUGGGGCAAAGAAUUGUUCAACAAUGUCGAAGCAAACACCGACGAAGAACCGAUCCUAUUCAAAGCUCAAUUAUUCGCCUUAACAGGUGUCCAGCCAGAACGACAGAAAGUUAUGUUGAAAGGAACCACUUUGAAAGAUAACGACUGGGGUAACAUCAAAUUAGCUGAUGGAGCUAUGGUGCUCAUGAUGGGUACCAAAGAAGAAGAAAUAGCCAAAGAACCAGAAGUGAAACCUGUCUUUUUAGAAGAUAUGAACGAAGCUGAAUUAGCGUCGUCGCUCGAUUUACCAGCUGGUUUGCAUAAUUUGGGUAACACUUGUUAUAUGAACGCUACUGUUCAAUGUUUGAAAUCUGUUCCUGAAUUGAGAGAAGCUCUAAAUAAUUAUAAAGAAGCCAUCAGUUUAAACACUAACGAUGAAGUAUCGAAGUCGAUAGUUGCAUCGUUUCGUGAUCUUGUUCCUCAAAUGGAGAAAGGUCCUGCCAAACACCCGAUUAUUCUAUUGCAAAUGUUACAUACCGCGUUUCCUCGAUUCGCCGAACGAGGUCAAGGAGGCACUUAUAUGCAGCAGGACGCCAAUGAAUGUUGGACCGAACUAGUAAGGAUAUUGCAAAUGAAAUUACCACCUUUACAAAAUAGUGAAAGUGCUGCUAAAUACAAAUCAUUCGUCGAGCAAUAUUUCGGAGGUAAAUUUCAAGUCGAAUGGAAAUGUAACGAAAGCGACGACGAACCAGUUACGAAAACUGCCGAAGAUUUCUUACAGUUGAGCUGUUUCAUUUCUCAGGAAGUAAAAUACAUGCUGAAUGGUUUAAAAAAUAAAAUGCAAGAACAGAUCACGAAGCAGUCUGCUAUUCUAGGAAGAGAUGCUGUGUUUACGAAAACGGCUAAAAUUAGCAGGCUUCCGGCCUAUCUUACUAUCCAGUUCGUUAGAUUUUGUUACAAAGAGAAUAAUAAAAUAAACGCGAAAAUCCUUAAAGAUAUCAAGUUUCCUUUUGAGUUCGACGCUUAUGAUCUUUGUUCAACGGAACUUCAAGAAAAAAUGGCUCCUAUUCGAAAUAAAUUCAAAGAACUCGAAGAGCAAAAAGUGACCGAAGCUAUGAGCGCCGAUAAUCAAAACCCCGGUUCUACUUCCAAAGUUGUAAAAGAAUACACAACGGAACCAUUUUCAUUUCCCGAUGACGUCGGUUCGAAUAAUUCCGGUUACUAUACGUUACAAGCGGUGCUUACGCACAAAGGUCGAUCUAGUUCGAGCGGCCAUUACGUUGCCUGGGUUCGAUAUAAGGAAGACCAAUGGAUAAAAUGUGACGACAGCGAUGUUACUCCUGUCACCACUGAAGAAAUCCUCAAGCUUUCCGGAGGUGGAGACUGGCAUUGCGCUUACGUCCUUCUUUACGGUCCUAGAUUGCUAAAAGUACCUAAACAAGGAGACGCUAAAUAAAAACCGUGUAAAUCUCUCCUCGUUACCAUUCUAGUACUCGAGUCAGUCUCGAAAGCUUUUAGCUUAUUUGAUCGUAUGUAGAUAAUCCGCAAAGGAAUGUUUUAAAGACUGUUUUCCCAUGUAAAAAGUCGCUAAUCGAAGGAAAUUAAAUGAAAGAAAAAACGUAUACUGGACCAGAUCAAUGUAAUAACAAAAUAAAAAUUAAUCAUCUUCUCAAUUUGAGAAAUAAAUUACUUAUAUCAAAAUGAAAAUACAACUACUCGAUGAGAUCAACGUAAAAAAAAACCAUCUCUUCGAUGGAACUUAUAAAAUACAUUACAUUUUUAAAGUAAACAACAACUAUUAAUAAGCUCGAUAUUUCAUUUCUCCUCAGCGAGCUAUCUUAUUGAAACGAACCACAGCGCGACAUCUUUCUUUGUUCUUUUCUCUUCUUUUUUUUUUACGUAAUUUAUACAUUUUAUGUAUUUUUGUGUUAUUUAUAUAAAGUAUCGAAUAAAUACAAAAAUUAAGUUAA